CUCUCUCUCUCUCGUCAUUUUCUGCCCUCGUUUCCGCGGGUGAAAGUCCCGCGGGAGGCAGGCGCUCAGCUCCGCGGGAGAGCCGACGGGAUGAGGGAGAGGAAAAUGGCACUGACAGCUUUGUAGGUGGGAGACCAAAGUAGACAAGACUGCAGGGAGGAAUAAGAAGCGCUUUUAGAAAGCGAGCAAAACAAAAAAAGACAAAAAAAGAAGUGGGGCGCGGGGGGGGGGGAAAGGCAAGAGGCUAAAAGGAGGACAGGAGCUUGCUUACAAGGGGAAAGAAAAGCAACAGUAGGUCGUGACGUGUCGCCAUGACAACAGAGGCAGGCUCGGAGACGGAGGUGAAGGAGAAGGCGGAGAAAUCACCCGCCCGGCUCAGCCAAUCGGAGAAGGACACCAGCGAGAGUCAGGAAGUGGCCGCCACCGAGGGAGAGGCGGAGAGGCAGAAGGAGAAAGAGGGCAAGGGGAUAUCGCGCUACCUUCCCACAUGGUUUAAGAAGCAGAAAUCUCAAAGCCAGACCUCCCCGACCAAGGAGGUGCCGUCACCAGAGGAGGCAAGCAACCAGGAGGAGGUCCCAGAAGUGAAUGGACACCCAGAGGAAGUGGAAGAGAACGAGGCGCUCAGUAGUCCGGUCCAGGAGCAAGUAGAAGAAAAGGAAACCGAGUCCCAUUCCAACGCUAGCGCAGACACGGAGCCUGCCUUGGAAACGAAAGUCGAGGAGAAAAGCGUCGAGGGCGUCAAAGCCGCAGGUGAGGGCGGAGCCCAAGAGGAGCUGCCGGAGAAGCAGCAGCAGCAGAAGGAGGAGGCGGAGGUGAAGGAGCGAGCGGAGGGAACCGAAGGCCAGACCUCCAUUUUCCAGUCGCCGCUUCGCUUGGUGAGGAAGAGCAGGAUGAAGCUGGUGGUGUGUCACGUCACCCUCCUGGACGGCUCGGACUUCACCUGCGAGGUGGAGAAACGAGCCAAGGGUCUAUUCCUGUUCUUCAAGGUGUGCGAGCACCUCAAUUUGCUGGAGAAGGACUACUUUGGUCUGACGUACAUGGACCACCACGAACAGAAGUGCUGGUUGGACCCCACCAAGGAAAUCAAGAGACAAAUCCGCAGUAACAACUGGCAGUUUGCAUUCAACGUCAAGUUCUACCCACCUGAUCCCUCGCUACUCACCGAAGACAUCACAAGGUACCUGUUAUGUCUUCAGCUCCGCGAAGACGUGGCAUCCGGUCGCCUGCCUUGCUCGUUUGUCACUCACGCUCUCCUGGGCUCGUACACACUGCAGGCGGAAUUUGGCGACUACGAACCCGAGCAGCCUCGGCCUCUGGAUUACAUCAGCCAGCUGAGUUUUGCCCCCAAUCAGAGCAAAGAGAUGGAAGAGAAGAUUUUGGAGUUACACAAGUCCCACAAGGGAAUGACACCAGCACAGGCCGACACACAGUUUCUAGAAAACGCCAAGAAGUUGUCCAUGUACGGGGUGGACUUGCACCAUGCUAAGGAUUCUGAGGGCGUGGACAUCAUGCUGGGAGUGUGCGCCAACGGACUCUUGGUCUUCAAGGACCGGCUUCGGAUAAAUCGCUUUGCUUGGCCCAAGAUCCUCAAGAUUUCCUACAAGAGGAACAACUUCUACAUCAAGAUCAGACCUGGAGAGACGGAGCAAUUUGAGAGCACCGUGGGAUUCAAACUCCAAAAUCAUCGCUCCGCCAAACGGCUGUGGAAAGUCUGUGUCGAGAACCACAGCUUCUUCAGGCUGAACGCCCCAGAGCCGCCCACCACUCCGCGUUUCUUGACUCUGGGCUCCAAGUUCCGUUACAGCGGACGCACGCAGACCCAAACCCGCCUGGCCAGCACCCUCAUAGAUCGGCCCGCUCCCGCUUUCGAGCGCACCUCGUCGAAACGCAUCAGCCGCAGUUUAGAUGGAGCCCCAAUGAUCAGCAUCACAGAGGCCUCCACCACUGAGAACGGACACGAACCCCACCUGGAGCUCCACUCUGACUCCAAGGUUGAGGAGGCGGAUUCGAACCCCGGCCGUGUGGAAGCCCCGCCCGCCCAGAGUCCAAUGAGAGUGCGUGUGGAUAAUAUUUAUGUGAGGCACAGUAAUUUGAUGUUAGAGGACCAUGAUAAGACCCAAGAGGAAGUUCUGAAACACCAGGCUAGCGUUAGCGAGCUCAAGCGCUCUUUUAUGGAGGCGCCGCCUCCCUCCCCUCCGCAGCACAACUUGUGGGAGAAGCGCAUCACCUCCUCUCCUGCCACCACCCCGCGCGUUCAGCAGCCCACAACGGUGCCUGUAACAGAUGCAGCAUCAACCGCAGCUUUUGCAGCGGAUAACAGCGACACCAAAGAACCCAUCAAGACGACGGAAGUUGAAAUUGAAGAAACUGUUGUGGUGCGAGAGAUUUCCACCAAACCCGUCGUCCCGGACGAGCACGCGCAGGGAGCGAAAGCGGAAGAGGCCGCGCAGAAGAAGAAGAUGAAGCAGCGCGAGAGCGUUUCGUCAGAGAGCGAAAGCGAGGACGAGGCGGAAUAUCACCCCAACGUGUCCGUGUCCAUCUCCCACACUCAAAUUCCAGAGGAGAGAGAGGAGGAGGAGGAGGAAGAGGAGCAGGAGAAGUUGACGGAGGUUAGCCAGACCGCCCAAUCUGUAAAUCCAGAGGAAGAGAAGAAAGAAGUAGAAGAAGCCACGGUGACCCCCGGCGAAGCUCCCAAUGGUCCAACCCAGCACGCGGAGGCCGACGCCCGGCCAGUGGCUCCCGUACACGAAGAGGAAGUGCCCAAAGUGAACGGCGAGGCCACGGUGGUGGACGCGCGUCCGCAGGUUAUUUGUUGCUCUCAGCCCCCCGUGGUUAAGACAGAAAUGGUGACAAUAUCGGACACGUUUGCGGCGCAGAAGACCGAGAUCGCGACCAAGGAAGUGCCCAUCGUGCACACGGAAACCAAGACCAUCACAUACGAGGCCGCACAGCUGGACGGAAGCGGCGACGGAGAGCCCGGAGUUCUGAUGACGGCUCAGACAAUCACCUCGGAAUCUUUAUGCACCACCACCACCACGCACAUCACCAAGACGUUAAAGGGCGGCCUGUCGGAGACGAGGAUCGAGAAACGCAUCGUCAUCACCGGCGACUGCGACAUCGACCACGACGAGGCUCUGGCCCAGGCCAUUAAGGAGGCCAAAGAGCAACAUCCUGACAUGUCUGUCACCAGAGUGGUUGUUCAUAAAGAGACCGAACUGGCCGAAGAGGAGGAUUGACGCAACUCAGAGCUGAAGGGCCCGUCGGAGAUGUCAAGAACCUCUCCGCCUCCCGCGACCACUGUCUUGGACCUUGACUGACAGAAGAGGCGCAAGAAGAAGACAACCAAUUCUCAACCCCCGCCCCAAAAAAUAACAAUCAAGAAAAUUAUAACACACUCUGAGGGAGCAAAAGAACCACAUUGUUAGCUUAAUAUUCGUAGCAUGUUUUUACUUCUUUUUUGAUGUUUUUCCAUAGUGCUUUUAUUUUAUUAUUAUAAUUUUUAUUUUUUGGGGGGGACAUAAAUGAGACAAGAAUACAAAGACGGGGUGCUUUUAUAAGUCAUGAAAAAUUAUCAUUAUCAUUUAUUAAACUAGACACUAAAGUUUCACAUUUUGGGAAAAGUUUGGUAUCAGCCUGUCCCCUGUAGUGGUGGGGGGAGAAAGCUACAUAAUCUAAAAUAAUAUUUAAAAAAAAAAAAAAUCUCACAUUAUUUUUUUUUUAAUGUUCAUAACACAAUAUCUUCCCACCCCUGCUCUAAUGUGAAUAGUGCGGCGCCUUCCCUCACAUCAAUAAACAUAAUCAUAACCCAAACCAAAACACUCACAUACUAAUGGUACAAACAAGUGGUGACAUAUACCAACCACUCGUUUUCAUUCCUCAAAGUUUCUUCCGGUUUUCAGUCCUCACUUUCAAAGAAAAAAAUAAGCCGUAAAAAGAACAUACACUUGAUACAAAGCUUUCAAUCUUUUUUUUUUUUAUAUACUAAAUGUGAACGGGUUUAGGCUACAACUGACUUAUCUACAGAUAAGGUGAUAGCAGACACAACUUUUCCUGUACCCGUGAAGGGGGUGCAGGCUUGAUUGGGAGAUUUUUUUUUUAAGUUGUUUUAAUGUGAAAGCACAUCUUGUGGACCAUGAAGGUAUCGCAGCGUGAGUUUGUAAGCAUCGAGAUGACAUCCACGUAGAGUUUAUGUAGGUUAGGCUCAUUAUUAAAGAUGGCUACGGACAGGUUGUGCAGUUCUUUGGAACACGCUGAUUUUUGGAGGCAACAGAGAAUGUAUAUCGGAUGAUUUGAGAUGCCCUAUGUGACACAUUUUCAACAGCAGCGGCAUUGUGUCGGAUAAAAAAAAAAAAAACAUUCCACCCGUCUAGACUGGAAACUUUUUAAAAAUUGGAUUUGUUCAAAUUGAUACACUUUUCCACACCAAAUCUUCUAAAAGGUGAAAUAUUUUAAUCCAAUGUUUAUUUUUUUAAACAAUGGAGUUUUCUUAAAAACACUGGUCUUAACUGCGAUGUACGGUCAUGACAUUCCACCGGAGGAAGAAGCCGGAAAAUAUUGAUUUCUCACUUCUGUCUUUUUUGAUGCAUAUGAUGUCACAACUCUAUCUGUAGCUUUACUCUGCCCACAUUUGAUUUUCUCUGUGACUAUGUGGUCCAUUUUUUUUUCAUUUUUGUAAUGUUGCCGAGCGGAUUUAUUUUUUUUCUUUUUUGGGAUUAAACCCCACAACAAUUGACAUGUUGUUUCACUCUGAGUUGCAGGUUGCAGUAUAAAUGGAGCAGUGGGGCUGCAAAUUCUGGUAAUAUUAUAUUUGAGCUACCAAAAUUCCUGAAACCAACGCGGUGUCACAAAGUCACUCAAUGCUGCCUUAAUACACAUGCGUGUGUGUAUGUUACGUGUGUGUGUGUGUAUUCCAUUUAUUCGGACCAGCUGCAGCGUUAUUUUGUGCCCCUCACCCCAAAAAAAUAAAAUAAAAUAAAAAUAAUUCACACAGAAAAAAAACAAGGAUUUGGGAAGUUAACAGGCAGCCCCAUUGCUCCUGAGUGGUCCAGAUUCUUUCUAUCCAGCAACUUAAUUGCCCUGUAUCACCCCUGCAAACACACACAAAUCAAGUCCUUGUAUAACAGUUAAAAUAAAGGAUUGUAAUACUCUU
This is a messenger RNA of Hippocampus comes (tiger tail seahorse), 5149 nucleotides long. It is a transcript of the gene epb41l2, whose product is annotated as erythrocyte membrane protein band 4.1 like 2. Lineage: Eukaryota; Metazoa; Chordata; Actinopteri; Syngnathiformes; Syngnathidae. The coding region runs from base 312 to 3236 and encodes 974 amino acids. Gene Ontology annotation, biological process: cortical actin cytoskeleton organization; actomyosin structure organization. Gene Ontology annotation, molecular function: actin binding; structural molecule activity. The record is from RefSeq and is a predicted model, not a curated record. Gene Ontology annotation, cellular component: plasma membrane; cytoskeleton. The transcript has 24 exons.